Molecule: messenger RNA, 2397 nt
Organism: Syngnathoides biaculeatus (alligator pipefish)
Lineage: Eukaryota; Metazoa; Chordata; Actinopteri; Syngnathiformes; Syngnathidae
Gene: unc93a
Product: unc-93 homolog A
Exons: 9
Coding region: 679-2157 (492 amino acids)
Source: RefSeq, a predicted model, not a curated record
GAAGUCAGCAGCUGUGUCUGGGAUCAUCACAAGAAAAUAUUGGGAUCGUUUCACACUUUCCAAAAAGAAUGCCAUUAUGAAGGUGAAAUUUUGAGGAACCGCAGCUUUGGCCUACUCACCAACAAUGGCCAGAACGGCAGCCGAGUAAGAAACUCAAGAACGGCGUCCCGCAAGGUUCAAUGCCAGCACCCGUGCUGUUUAAUAUCCACAUCUACGACCUAACCAACAACAACGUGAAGCGAGUACGGACACUGCCCUGGGCGACGGCCUACGGAUUGUCGCCCACGAGCCAGCCCAACUCGACAAUUGCCUGUCCCGGCCGGAAUUGCGCCUGCCGAGGUCAGACCAGAAGGACCCUUGCCGGCCCUUGCCCCAAAGGCACAGAUGAACCAAUCCCUCCCCCUGCGCAAGACCGGCACGGAAAGACCUCAGCGGAAACUCCUUAAGUCCCAGGACGACAAAACUUGCUACAACAGAACUGAAAGACACAGAUGUAUCAAAUACAGAUCUUGCAGGGGCUACUGGGCGAUUGUUGGUACGGUAUGAUAUUAAAUGUCCGAAAUGUAGGAUUCUUUGAUUGUCUGACUCUCGAGCCUUGAGGCUAAUGUUAAGGGAAGUCAAGGACGUUUUAGCUAAAAUGAGCCACGCCGUCAAGCAGUUCAGGAGGCAUCCUGCCCGAUGACAUCUGGUAUUGGCUCCAGAACUCCUGCGACCCGGCUCAGAAAAUGGAUGGUUGGAAGCCACCCUGUCAACUAUUCCGACGCAGCCAUGAUCAGCCGCAACUUCAAGAACGUGCUGGUGGUGUCGCUGGGCUUCCUGUCGCUCUUCACGGCGUACGGCGGACUGCAAAGCCUGCAGAGCAGCCUGAACGCGGAGGAGGGGAUGGGCGUGGCCUCCUUGAGCGUCAUCUACGCCUCCAUCAUCAUCUCGUCCAUGUUCCUGCCCCCCCUCAUGAUCAAGAACCUGGGUUGCAAGUGGACCAUCGUGGCCGGCAUGGCCUGCUACGUGUCCUACUCCUUCGGGAACCUCUAUCCGGGAUGGUACACGCUGAUCCCCACUUCAGUGGUCCUGGGUUUGGGGGGCUCCCCUCUGUGGUCGGCCAAGUGCACGUACCUCACCAUCUCCGGCAACGCGCAGGCGGCCAAGGAGGGCAAGAAGGGUCCGGACGUCAUCAACCAGUACUUCGGCGUCUUCUUCUUCAUCUUCCAGUCGUCGGCCGUGUGGGGGAACCUAAUGUCCUCGCUCAUCUUCGGCCAGGACACCAACAUAAUUGACGUGACGGACGAGCAGCUCCAGUUUUGCGGGGCCGCCGACUGCGGCCUGAACAUCUCGUCCAACGCCACCGCCGGCAGGCCGGCGCAGAAACUGGUGUGGACCCUGGUCGGAUGCUACAUCGGCGUAGGUGUGCUGGCCAUGUUGAUCGUGGCCGUGUUUCUGGACGACAUCGACCGGGAGCGCACCAGCCGUUUCCGCGGCAACCGUGAGCCCUUCUGCCACACCUUCCUGGCCACCUUCCGCCUGCUGAAGGACUGGCGGCUGCUCACCCUCAUCCCGCUCACCAUGUACAGCGGCUUUGAGCAGAGCUUCCUGUCCGGGGAGUACACCAAAAACUACGUGACGUGCGCCCUGGGUAUUCACUACGUUGGCUUCGUGAUGAUGUGUUUCGGGGCGUCCAAUUCGCUUUGCUCCUUCCUCUUCGGACGACUCGCUCGCUACACCGGCAGGGCGGCGCUCUUCUUCCUAGCGGCAGUGGCUAACUUGUCGUGCAUUGUCGCGCUGUUGUACUGGAGGCCCCACCCUCAGGAGUUGGGCGUCUUCUUCGUGUUUCCCGCCUUGUGGGGAAUGGCCGACGCCAUCUGGCAGACGCAGACCAACGCUCUCUACGGCAUCCUGUUCCCCGACGAAAAGGAGGCGGCCUUCGCCAACUACCGCAUGUGGGAGUCGUUGGGCUUCGUGAUCGCCUUCGCCUACAGCACCUUCCUCUGUCUGGAGUACAAACUUUACAUCCUGCUGGCUGUGCUGCUGCUGACCGCCGUCACCUACCCGAUAGUCGAGUACCACGAGUACAAGAAUCCCACGGCAGCCAAGGACGACGAACACUCCAAGGGAGUCGUCGCCGUGGACGACAGCAGCGUUUACUGCCAGACCAAACUCUGAACGAACGACGACGACGUGGAUGUAGGCUGCGACCGUAAUCAUCUCCUGACACUCCAGAACCGAAGGACCGAGCUCACGCGGGCCAAGGUGGCAAAACACCUCACGCUGGCCCAAAAAGUCAACAUUGGUCACAAAAGGAGGCUUUUUCCCCCCCUCCAAAAAUCAGAACUUUAUCCUCCUAACUUAUGACGAGAUCAACUCCACUUAUAUUACAAAAACAUAAUUUAACUGGAAUAUUAA